Molecule: messenger RNA, 6788 nt
Organism: Folsomia candida
Lineage: Eukaryota; Metazoa; Arthropoda; Collembola; Entomobryomorpha; Isotomidae
Exons: 20
Coding region: 205-6651 (2148 amino acids)
Biological process (GO): signal transduction
Source: RefSeq, a predicted model, not a curated record
GGUUUUCUUUUAUUUAUCUAAAAUUAAAUUAUCCAAUUAUAUCGAGUUUCCUGUCCUCUAUUCACUAUUCAAUCAGCUCGUUUAGUAAUCUAGUCCAGUCACCUGGAUAAUUUUGAUAUGUGACGAAAAUCCGCCCACUACUGGACAUAUACCUUAAGUAAUGAAUCAGUAAUUUUCCCAUCAUCAUUCAUCCCGACGUAGGAAAUGAUGUCGUGGAGGAAACAGUUCGUCUUUUUGGUACUCCUCCCCCUCAUUCUUAUCAGUCAGGCGGGUGUAGCGACAAAAGAUGACCUCCCUCUCAAACUUGACCAAAUCCGGUCUGCUGUUCGAGCCCGUCUCCAACUUUAUCGGGACGACAUUGCUACCGCGAUUCUUGGUCAUGCUCCUCAAAGACGGUCGAAACGAGCCACCAUCACGGCGGAUAAUCCACUCUCAUCACUUCCAAGAACACGGAGAAAAAUAAAUAUUUUAAAACCAGAUGAAGGUGCCUGGCUCGCAAAUUCGUGGCGACAAAAUCCACAAUUUUUCGACUCCAUCGCCACCCUGGACAUUUAUCCGUUUAAGCUGCACAAUCAAACGUUCCUCGCUUCCUUAACGUUGGACGAAGUUUCAAAAGACCCGGUUUUGCUUCUUCACCGAUUGAAGGGACUCGAGGAAAGUCCAGUCGAACUGGCUCGAGCCACCAUCCCUGGAGCCAAUUCUCUCCAAGUUGUCGAAAUUGACGGGAGUGCUUACAUCUUGCCACUCGUUCCCAGUUCAACCCUCUCGUCUGGUUCACCCCUCCUUCGUCUCGACCUUCUUCGACGUGAACUCGUCCAAGUUCAAAUAAUUCCGACACCGGGAGCAGUUACCUCAAUAUUUUGGCGAGGUUCUGGUGAUGAAGGCGCAAACGGAGUGUGGCUCGGGGUCGCACCGGCUCAAGGAGUCAGUCGCGUCGACUUGUAUCGGUGGCAGGGUGGAUAUUUCGAUGCUGUAGCGACAGUCCAGGCCUCUAAUCCCGAAGCCAUUACACAUUUUACGCUGCUAAACAACCAUUUCCUUGGCGUGGCGAAUUAUAUGGAUCAAACGGGUUCCACGACUAUUCACUCUGAACUCUUCAAAUACGUUCAUCGAGAUGGGAGUUGGACCAGUUUUCAACGGAUCCGAACUUUUGGGGCGAAGGAUAUAAAACAUUUCCAGUUCAAAGCGGACGAUGGACGGAUGGAACACUUUCUCGCUGUGGCGAAUCACUGUGUUCGUGACGAAGCCGGAGUUGCCGAUUACCAUGUUAAGUCGCUCAUCAUGAAGUGGGGUCAACAUCGGUUUAUCCCGUUCAAGAGUUUUUGGACGAGAGGAGCCCUCCAGUUCUUACCAUUUAUGUGGGAGGACAAGUUCGUGCUCGUCCUACUCGAAAUGGAUCGCCUUCGUCUCUUCCAAUACAACGGGUGGUCCUUUGUCCAAGUGAAGCACAUCGACCUGGCUCCCACUGCCGGUUUGCGUCAUCUCCACGCGUUUCCUUCUCAGCCCGCAUUUUCCCUCUCCUCUCCCCUCACAUCGUCACUCCAGGGAGGAUUCUGGGCGCUGUCCUUCACUCAUAAGAACGACCACUCAGCGUUGGGAGAGGGAUUGGAAAAGUGGUGCGUCGGUGCGAGGAAACGACUCCUCGAGGUGGACAUGGCCAACCUGGCUCGACUAGUUCAUUCCGCCCCUAAAGUACACGAUGCCGAUGUCCGCCUGAAUAAUGGCAGCCUCACGUUUAAGGGACGGCUCAAUGCAAAAUCUGUCACCACAACUACCGUCACAGUACGAGGAGUUCUUCUCGAUGACGUACUAGCCACCAAACUUGCAUCUUUAGAGGGUGACCUUGACCGCCAGGCUGUUCCCCAACUUGCUGACCGUGUCUCUAAUGCUGUACAUCGCCAUCAUUCCGCGACGAUUGGAGGGAGCGUAACUUUCUCCAACGUGGAGUACACCAGUCCCAGCUUAUCAACGGACCGGGCCUCUCUAGGAAUAUGGAAUGGUGUCGAUGUGGCGAAAGUCGUUGGGGGAUUGCUGCUCACGCAUGUCCCCACCAGCCUAAACUCUUUGACCGGACCAGAACUGCAAUUUAUAGGAGAACGAGAGUAUGAAAACGCUUUGGAUGUCACUUCUCUGAACGGAGCCCCACUAACGGAUUACGCCCUCAAAAAAACUGAUCCCAACACUAAUGCAGCCACAUUUGUUCGCCGAGUCACAUUCCGUGGUGAACUCGAACUGGGUGGCGUUUCCAUUGUCGACACUGGCCUCUUUGCCGGUGUAGAUUUCGCACGUGCAAAUUUUAUCCUGGCGACGGGAAAUCAAACUUUCAACAGUGUGGUAAAAGUAGUGGGAGAAAGUUCAACGACACAUCUCUACACAAAAUAUCUCAACGGGAAAAAUAUUUCUUACUAUUUUGACGACGCGGUCAGUCUGGAGGGAAAUGAUGUCAUCACCGCGAAUCAUGUGUGGAACAAUGUAUCGGUGGACAGGGUCCAACUGAAUACGGUGAACGGGGUGGACAUGCAACGUCUUAUGUCGGACGCGAUCCGUACUCGGGGGAAAGAGUCGCAAAGAAUGAAGGGGUUGACUCGCUUUCGUCACUUGGACACCCCACUCGUGACUCUGGAACAAGAACUUGUAAACGGAAGACACAACCUGAAGAAAGAUUUCGUCUCUGUGGUGGAAGGAAACUACACGUUUGGUGAGAUCGUGCUGAGCAAGGGUGGAUCUGUGGAACAGAUGCGAAUAAUAAGUAAACUAGGUAACCUCGAUCCCGGAGAGAACUCUGACUUUGGCCUGCUCCUCAAGAAUUCCGACUCUGUACAGAAAGUCAGAUCGAAAAAUCUUGGCGGUAUCCACUUUGGUCACGACGUAACGGCCGAGAACCUAUUCGCUGGGGUCGACAUCGCCAAAUGGAGUCCCAACCUGCGGAUCAAGCUGAGAACAAAUACACUCAGUCGUAAAGUGAACAUUCAUGGCACCCUGACCACACCCACCACAAAAGUGACAAAGUCUUUAGCCCACAACACUUCCGGUUUGUCAUCUCCUCAUAAAGAACUCCUUCCCCUGCUGUCUUACGCGGCGGAGAAGAAUGGUACGAAACUCCCCGGAAGCUGCCUCCUCACAUUCGACUCUCUCAAGGUGGACGGAGACACGGGCCAAGUGAGAGAGGUGAAUGGGCUCAAACCCGGAGACUGGUUGCUGCGAAACGCUACGAAAGUUACGCUCACGGGGACAAAGGUCUUUCUCGGUGAUGUCAUUCUGGAUGGAGAUGUGAGUGUGAAAAGCCUCCAUGGGAAAAUUGGUGGGGAGGAUAUUCUCUCAAUUUUGCCAGAUCUCAUGUUGCACGGGGCUAACCAAACAGUUCAUGGGCCAACCAUAUUUACGGAAAUGUUGCUGGCUGGCCGAGUCGACUGCCCCUCCACGUCCUUGGCUGGGGUCCCUUUCGCCACCCUCCUAACCCGAAAAGGUGAUCAACUCAUCACCACUCCCACCUCGUUCGAUUCCUUGGUCGGAGUCCGAGAAAGUUUGAACGUGUCGACCGACCUCGUCUUCCACUCCUUGGAUGGACGUGACUUUGGUGGCGAUGUGGCUGACACGCUUCGCACUUUUUCUCCCUCUCCAGCUGGACAAGUAGUUCAGGGUGAAUUCGCCUUCGACGCCGGGCUCACCGUGACACAGUUACUACUACAGCAGCACAAAACAAAAGAAGUUCUGGUGAAUGAGGUCGAUCUGCACGAACUUCUCACGUCUUUGGUCCGUCGGGAUAGGAAAACCCCACUCGAGUUCCACGCUUCUUCGACUUCUACUCCAUCGCAACUCCAGUUUCUCUCCGGCCUCACCGUGUCAGCUCUCUCUUUGACGAAUAAUUCCACCCUGGACCAAAUGCCUGCCUCCGACUGGGGCAAGAGCUGGCUCUUGUCAUCCUCCAAUCAAACUAUAGUUACAAUGGUCCACGCUAUGGACGGGAUUUUGGUGGAUGGUGCCGAGAACGAUGGUGGUGGCGUGUGGACGACAAAUGGGAAAGUUGGUGACGUUGAUGUCGUCUCGCUGGCUAGGAAUACGCUCCGCCGGGAUGAGGGGGGUCAUCUGAGAAGGGCACAUCUGAGUGGGGGUGGUUCCAUCGAGUCAGUCGUGAUGGGGAGAGAGGGGACCUUAAACGGGGCAAGGGUAGAUACUGAUCUAGUCGUGAGGAGUAAGCCAAACCGGAUCACGGGCAGCAAGACGUUUUCUGCGUCUAAUCCGUUCCACAUUUCGGGGAAUCUUGAUACCCGUCUCCUCUCCGGGGCCGAUGUCUCCUCCGCUCUUCGCUUUCUCUACGACCCUUCCAGUGCCUCGUUUGCCCCUCACAAAUUGAAGAUUGUGGGAAAUCUUGCCCUCAACAGGGAGCCAGAGGCGAGACGUUCGGUUAAUGGGCAGGAUUGGUCGACACUCUUGAAAAGUGUGUGGUUCAAGAAUGUACCGGCUAAGCUAAGGCAUAAAGUGAGCUUUGGUCGGGUCGUGUUUUCCGGUGGGGCAAGACUGCAGAAUGGAAGCACUACACUUUCAGGCAUACGAUUGGACCAUUUGCAAGACAGAGUGGCAAGCAAGACUAGGAGUCAGGUUUGGACGGGAAAAGUCGUCCUUGCAGGCCCCGUGACAAUGAACCACCUCGAGGUGGACGAAGUGACCGGAUCCUACCCAAAGUUGAACGGUGUGUCGGAUUUGUCUCACUUUUUAUCUUCCCUACUCACCAACGGGACGAAUCAGACGGUUCACGCGAACUGGAAGUUGGACACUUUCUCCGUCAACAAUCUCGUUCACAAGGGAGGGCUGAACGGGGCCAAUCUGGAUCACGACUUUGUCACUCUGCACGGACAGAAUGUUAUGAUUAACAGUGGCAGUGGUGGGGAUGUAACACUGAAUAGCUUGACAGCACACGAGAUCGUGCUUCCACAUAAAACGGGGAUCAACGGGGUCAACUUGACCGCAUGGAGGGACCAAGCGUUAAAAGCUGAUACCAACAUUGCGUUCGAUCGGCCUUUGAUAUUGGACUCGAUCACGAAAGGAAAGCAUCUCAGGACAAAGUCCGGCCUCGUCGAUGGCGUCCCCGUGGCCAAUUUGCUCCUCAAAUCGACUCCGCAAACAAUUCAUGGUCGUUUUACCCUCACGAACGGUGAUCUUUUCGCCCCACGUGGUAUCCAUCUCAAGUCUGGACCUUUAAACGAGCACGAACUCAAAGACACACUGGACACUCUCCUCCUCAAAAACGGAACCGGUCCUGCCGUCGUGCUCGGACCAGUAAGGUUUACGUCGCCAGUGUCCGCCGUCCACUUGACGGUCGGAGAGGGAGUCAGCUUCCAGGGCCAGAACUUGUCUGACCUCUUAGCACACUACUACUCAGGCUCUGUCAUUCCUCCUGCCCUCCAUUUCAAGUCGAGAGCCAGCUACGACAGUUUGAACACCUUGACGGACAAUGCUAUUGUAUUUGCGGGACGAAGAGCGGCCUGGGUCGAAUAUUGGAAACUUACCCAGAUCGUGGAGGGAGCACAGUUCACCUACGUCAAGGUGCUGCUGACCACUACCGCGCCGACCUUGUUGCUCGGUUCGGGUGGUCAGAUUGGGAGUCAGACCGAGUGGGAGUUUGCAGUGAAGGAGGACCUCUACAGGAAAGUUGGGAUGGGUAGUGAUGUCUCGAUAAGAGUGAAAGGUGGCAAUGUUUCUCGUGUCGUUGAGUUGGAUGGGGGAAUGUUGGCCAUGGCGAUCUCGGCGCAGAGACAGAUUUCACUUUCCCACGUUACGAGGGCUGUCAACUAUACGGAUGUGUUUAAAGGAAGUGGUCACAGUCAAGUCCUGAUUCUUCACCGUUCCGAAGUAACGGCCACCUGGGUUUUGCAGAGCACGAUAUACGGGAAAGACUUUGGUCUACUGGAAACAAUCGGUGAAUGUCUAUUCGUAUCGCCAACGACUUCCGGUGGGGAGAUAAUGUGUGGCUCCCCACUUGCGCAAUUUCAGACACUUCCACUCUCAUAUCCAACACUGGUGACCUCUGUCGACCUUGGCUAUAAACCUGUCAGUUCCCUGCUCAUGAUCCUGACGUGGACAACCAAACGGGAAGACGGUCUUAUCGAAGUGUGGCGUCAACCCCAACCCAACUCCUACUUUGUGAAAGAGAGUUGCAUUCCCGUUUUCAACGCGGUGAGCAUUGACAGUGGCCGUGGUCCUAAUCAUCACACUUUCCUCGCCGUGGCUUCGGCCCCUUCACCCACGAAGAACUAUCAGGGAGCCGUGUUUCUCUACAGGUACGACGAAACAACCGGGGAAUUUGAGAAAACCCAAACUCUCCUAAAUGUCGGAUGGGUGCUGGAAGUACGCUUCCUCCUGGUCGGUGGUGCCUCGAAAGAACUGUUUCUCUUUGCCCUCACCCGAGCCACGUAUCUGAACGUCAUCGUGUUCAAGUUUCACGGCGUAUCUGGCUGGAGUCGAGAACACGACUGGACCUCCCCCGGCGCCGUGGGGCUGGAAACGGUGUCAUUUUCCUCCACCGGACUCCACAGGGCACAGGUCAUCCUUUGGGGAAGAAAUGAGACCCGCAUCUACUCCGCCCUGUUUAAAGGCCUUCCUCACGACGAGGAGGAGUAUGACGACGACGGAGAAAGCUAUCAAGAACUAUGAGCCAGCUAAAAUCUACUUGUUUUUGUUAAUCCGACUGGGAUAGCCCACUCGUCUCUUGUUUUUGUUUUUGUUUCUGAGAAUGAUGAAACUUUGUUUGUUGGUCGAUAUAAUAAAUGAGAUGAAAUCUGAACACAUGA